Messenger RNA from Zophobas morio, 944 nucleotides. RefSeq names its product chymotrypsin-2-like. The record is from RefSeq and is a predicted model, not a curated record. Gene Ontology annotation, molecular function: serine-type endopeptidase activity. The transcript has 4 exons. Gene Ontology annotation, biological process: proteolysis. Bases 22 to 822 code for a protein of 266 amino acids. NCBI's taxonomy places the organism in Eukaryota, Metazoa, Arthropoda, Insecta, Coleoptera, Tenebrionidae.
UUGGUUAGCGUAGCGAACAGAAUGUUGAUUCUUAAAUUAACUCUAACCUUUCUACUUCUACUAGUAGAGUCAGCAAUUACAUCCCCAAAUCAUAAUGUCAGAAUACUUGAUGGACAAAAAGCUGAACCUGGACAAUUUCCGUUUCUUACUGGACUUUUCGUCAACAUAGAAUCGACCGAAAAAGCAAAUUCACGACCUUCGCUUCCAUAUGUUUGGUGCAGUGCUGCCAUUCUUGACAAGUACUGGGCUGUAAUUCCAGCUCACUGUAUAGCUGACUUCGAGCCCGAAAACUACUGCUUGCUAGCCGGUACUAACGUCGUCGACAAUGGCGGUGUCAACUACACCGUAUCUUCUGCGGUUUUCCAUCCAAACUACACCAAUACCGGCUUGGUUUAUCUUAACGACGUCGCCUUACUCAAUGUAGAGGAGGGUUUCGCUUUGAGCGAACUUGUCAAGACUGUCGAGAUUGGUGAAGUUGAGCCUAACGAACAGUGUACUAUUAUGGGUUGGGGACAGCUGGACGAGUACUACUUCGCCAACGAACUUUACUACACCCAACUUGAUACAAUAACUGAUGAUGAUUGUAGAGAUUUGGCAGAUACAGUACCGUACCCGAUUCAUUUGGGGGGUGAUGAAAUUUGUACUUUUUCAGCUGAUGGUGUGAGUGUGCCUUGCAAUGCCGAUGCGGGGCCUCUGCUUUGUGGAGAUAAGGUUGCGGCUAUGUUGUCUUAUGCAAUUUUUGGGUGUGAUGCUACGCUACCGAUUGUGUAUACAAGACUUGCUUAUCAUGAAGAGUGGAUCAAUAGUGUUAUUAAUUCUUAAGACACCUUUAGUAUUUCUUCUAAUAGAUAAAUGAUAAGAGUUUUCUUUCAAAGAGUCUGUAUGAAAUAUGUACUAGUAAUGUGUAUAUAGGCACUUUAAUACAUAAUACAUCUGCCUGUCAA